AUGGCGAAGCACACGGCGGCGUUGAAAGCAGGACUGACUUUACUAGCGCUGAGCAUGAUUGGUUACAUACUUGGUCCACCUCUCUACUGGCACCUCACGGAGGCACUGGUCGCUUCCGCGUCUUCUUGCUCCCAUUGCGGCGCCUGUGACUGCUCUUCCGUGCCUCUUCUCACCAUCCCCAAAGGACUCAGCAAUGGAUCUUUUGGAGAUUGUGCAAAGCAUGACCCAGAGGUAAACGAAGACACAGAGAAGAACUAUGCUGAGCUCUUAACGGAGGAACUGAAGCAACGCGAAGCAGCAUCGAUGGAGAAACACAAAAGAGUAGACACAGGUCUGCUAGAGGCCAAGAAGGUAACAUCCUCUUACCAAAAGGAGGCGGAUAAGUGCAACUCCGGUAUGGAGACUUGUGAGGAAGCGAGAGAGAAGUCGGAAAAAGCACUCGUGGAACAGAAGAAGCUGACUUCUAUGUGGGAGCUCAGAGCUCGUCAAAAAGGAUGGAAAGAAGGAGCCACCAAGUCUGUUAAAUCCAAAAGCAGUGUUCAGGCUUCUUAG
This is a messenger RNA of Eruca vesicaria subsp. sativa (arugula), 552 nucleotides long. The record is from the annotation of a GenBank genome assembly. Lineage: Eukaryota; Viridiplantae; Streptophyta; Magnoliopsida; Brassicales; Brassicaceae.